This is a messenger RNA of Culex pipiens pallens (northern house mosquito), 2215 nucleotides long. RefSeq lists its product as uncharacterized. The transcript is spliced from 5 exons. Lineage: Eukaryota; Metazoa; Arthropoda; Insecta; Diptera; Culicidae. The record is from RefSeq and is a predicted model, not a curated record. The coding region runs from base 773 to 2179 and encodes 468 amino acids.
GGUUCGGCGAUUCCUCGGCUUUGUUACAGAUUCACCGACUAGACGCGCCUAGGACAACAUUCCAGCGGUGCCGUCCGACUCAGUGUCCUGCGGACUUCCGACGGUGGCGGUUCACUUUCCGACGACUUCCGGCUAUUCCGAGGUUUCGCGAGGUGUUCUGGUUAGUCCGGGUUGGAAGUUGGUCCUGUAAGAGGGAAGGUGUUGAUAAGGCGAUUUCGUCGUCGUUUGUGAGUCGUUUCGAGCGAUUGUUAUUCCGGUUCCGGUCAAUUGAGAAGGGAGAGAGAGUUUGAGGUUAUGUUGGUUAAUUUAGCUCGCGCGUUCCGGAGUGUGCCACGUGGCGUAUCGACAGCAGCUGGUCGUUUAAAUUAGGUGACGUGUGACGUGCGAUUUUGGUGAAAAUCAAUUCCCGGCCUAAUCAAUUAUGUAAAUUUGUUCUAAAUGAUCGCUAAUUGAAUCGAUUGAUGAGCCGCGUCUAAACGAGUAAGAGGAAGAGUGAAAGGCGGAAGGGGAAGUUUGUGGUUAAUUUAGGCUCCUCCCCCCAUUUUGUGCUCCCUUCCUGUAGUGGUUCCGUUUAGACGGGAGCGGGAGUGAGGAGGAAAAAACCGCCAAAGUGUAAUUUUGGCUCAGUGGUGGUGCCGGAAAACAGGAUUCAUUUAUUUUGGAUUGGUUGCCGGAAACGGCGCCGUAACGAGAGCGGACGGAAGAACCAGACGCGGAGCAGAACAACAGCUGAAACAACUAAACACAAGAGGAGAGGAGUAAACAGCAAGCCAUGAAAUUCGCCGCAGUGCUGUGGUGGCUCUGGCUGCAGCUCGCAUUUCGAGAUUGCAACGGAGUCAAAAUCACCCACCUCUCCGUACCACGAGCGUACGUCCUGACGAAUUACCACCGCGAGCACAGUGUUGCCAGCAACGAGCUGUACGGUGAUGGCCGGGGUCGCGCCCUGUACGGCCGGUACGGCGAAUCCCCGGACGAAGACGAAGACCCCCAGCAGCAGCCGGUAAGAUCCGCUUCGAGCUCGGCUUCCGGUGGCCACUCCGGCGAGCAUCUGGUCAUGGACUGCGAGUACGAGAUCGACCCAGACGAGAAGGGCUUCGUGCUGAAGUGGUACUUCAAUUCGAAGCCGAUCUACCAGUGGAUCCCCCCGGGGAGGGCUCCGUCCGGGAUGAACUUUAUGAAGAACCAGGUCAACCGGAGCUACACCGUGAGUGACAGGGAAAUGCACAAGCACAGGGCGCUGGCACUGGUGCAGCCGUUGAGGAACUUUACCGGCGAGUACUCGUGUGUGGUGUCUACCUUUGAGACCGAGGACAUCCGGUCGGCGACGAUGGUGGUCAUUGUCCCCGAGUCCAACUUUGUGCUCAAGUACUACAACCACCAGAUCGACAACCUGGUCACCGUGGUUUGCAGCGUGUACGGCAUCUUCCCCGUCCCAACGCUUACCCUGUGGAUCAACGAGCACCAGCUGGACGACGUCACGGGCAACAUGUUGUACACUUCGGCCGAACUGUACGACAGCUCGAUCAGCAUCCAGCUGGUGCUGUACGAAAGCAUCCAGCCUGACGAUGUCAUCCGGUGCAGUGUUGCCAUCAACGGGACCGAAUAUGGGAAGACGAAGGAAACGGUGUUUGUUGAUAUCAACAGUCGACCACUUUUGGAUCACAACUCCGUGCUAGAUCCGGUGUUACCCUCAACCACCGAAGCUGGCAGCACUUCCACCGCUAGCAGCUCCAGCUACCCCAGUAGAGAUUCCUCGACCUCCCCGGAACCCACAACUCCCUCGCCGGCGCUCAGGCCAGCAGCCUCCAGCACUUCUUCCCCAUCUCCACCGCCCGUUGAGCAGCACCCGCCAGCGAUGCCAUCCGGGAGGCCAACGUUCCACCAGAAUCUGUUUCCGGUUAAGCGGCUGCGGCCAACCUCGUCCCACGUGCUGACCGUCCAGCAGGCGAACCCUCCCGGCGGCGGCGAUUCCGACGAGAUCACCAACGUACUGGACUUUAAGGAGAUUUUCUCGUUCAACGAGAACCAACUGUACAGCAGUACCAGCGGAGCGGGGGGCAGCGUUGCCAGAGCCCACCCCUGGCAGUGGCUGCGGAUGCUCACCGGUCUCGGCGUGGUGGCCGCGUCGUGCUGGCUCGGAACGCAACUUGGCAGAAACAGAAAAAGUUCGCCGCUGUAAUAUAAAUCGUGAAUCGUUUUCCCCCUUUUCUGGGAG